GGUUUUGUUGGUAGCUAGGGCUGAUUGAGAGCGCGCUACGCUUGGGAAUGAAGGAGCCCGUGGCUGUGGCAAGAGCAGCGAUUCCCGAGCGGCAGUCAUCGAAGUCGCCGUCGUCGCAUCCUCCUCCCGCUUCAUUCUCGGGCGCGCACGAUGAAUCCGCUGGCGCUCCCUCGCGGCAUCUCUGGGUGGGGAACGUUGCCGUGGAGACGCCGGAGUCCGUGGUGCGCGACAUGUUUGGGAAAUUUGGAGAGCUGGACAGCGUCACGGUCUAUCCCCAGCGGCAAUACGCGUUUGUGAAUUUUCGGAAGCAAGAGGACGCCGAGCGCGCCAAGGAGGGGCUGCACGGAGCACACAUCGCGGGGCAGCCUUUGCGAAUAGAAUUCGCCAAAGGGGCGAGGCCUAACAGGCAUUUGGCUGUGGCUGGGAUAGCUCUAAGCGUGACCAAGGAGAUGCUAGAGGCGGAGUUCCAAAAGUAUGGAGCCAUCGAGGAGUUCAAGCUGAUGAAAGAUAAGAGCUCUCUCAUGGUGGACUACUUUAAAACUGAUGAUGCCAUUGCUGCCGUGGAAGCGCUCAACGGGAAACGCUUCGGUGACGACGUCCUGCGCGUAGAUUAUCGCUCUCUUGCUUCGAAACGGGGUCCUGCCUCGGGACCGUCAGCUCCCAGCUCCGCUCCGCGAGGUGGCGGCGGCAACAAGGACGAUACUCCCAGCGAGGUUUUGUGGAUCGGCCUCCCAGCCAACGCCAAGUUCGACGAGGAGACGCUCCACAGGUUGUUUCUUCCCUACGGCGAGGUCGACCGGGUAAAACUGUUCGCGUCGCGAAGUUACUGCUUUGUAGAGUUUCGCUCAGUCAAAGAGGCGGCUCUGGCCAAGAACGCUCUUUCAGGGAAACCGAUCAAUGGACACCGGCUCCACAUAGAGUUUUCCACCAGUGAAGUAGGCCCCGUGGAUGGGAAAGACGGUGCCUCGGAGCCGAACGAGGCCAUCGCCAAGAAGUCGAGAGUGUCGCCUGCCGAGCAGAGUGGACCCCGUCUUGGCUCGCCGUUUCUUCCCGUCCAAGGCCCGGACAGCUGGGGAUGGCACGGAGUCAUCGCAAAAGGUGGCACUGUUGUCUGCCAAGCUCGUGGAUUUCUAGCCAGCGGCAAAGUCGAGACACUCCUGAUACCCGAGGUCGUAAACUGCACGUCUCGCACGGACUUGGACAGGCUCGCGGACCACAUCUAUCCCACCGCCGAGUUUCCAGUCGUCUUGUUCAUGCCGGCGCGGGACGUGGACCUGAUGGCUUAUCACGACUUCCUGCGCUACCUCCGAGAGAACCACCGGGCGGGAGUCGUCAAGCUGGGCGACGCCACGAACCUUUUCCUCGUGCCGCCGUCGCCCUUCGCGGAGAAGGUCCUCAAGGUGACGCGGAGCGACUGCAUCAUCGGGAUGGUGUUGAACUUCCGGAGCCAGUACCACCAUCACGUCCAACUCCAGCAGCAGCAGCAGCAGCAGCACCAUCACCACCAACAAAAGCAGGAUCACUUCCAAACUUCCCAGCCGCCGCCACCGGCAAACUUGCCUCCGGAGCUCCUGGCAUGGUCGAUGUUUCCCCCGGCGACUAGCACCGCUCCCAGUGCCAUGGCCGCUCCUCUGAGCGUGACUGGCGCUGCUGCCCCGGCUCCUGUGGCUGCUCCUCCUGGAUUCUCCUGGCCUGGACCGGGAGAUCAGCAGCAGCAGCAGAACGUGGUCGUGUCACAGCAGCAGCCAAAUGCUGUCGUUGCCCCUCAGCUUCCAAUCGAGCAGCUUGCGCAGCUGACUUCGUUGCUCCAGCAAACAUCGUCGCAGCAAGCGCAAGCGCAACCGCAGGCACCGCAACCGGCGUGGGCGCCAAGUGCCGCGAUUGCGCAGUUCCACCAGGGAGACCCCGAGCAGUUCCAGAGGACCCUGGCUCUCGCGGCGCAGAUGCUCGAGGCCCGGAAAAAGCAGUGAAAAGCGUAGGCAGCGGCUGUGUACAGUUAGAAAGCAAUUGGAGUACAGAAGAGAUUCUUGUAAAACGAGCUUUUCCAGUGAAUUCCUUUUUACUUACUUUUUUUCCGUUAAACGUUGAAGCUGAGUUACGUGA
Molecule: messenger RNA, 2103 nt
Organism: Selaginella moellendorffii
Lineage: Eukaryota; Viridiplantae; Streptophyta; Lycopodiopsida; Selaginellales; Selaginellaceae
Product: flowering time control protein FPA-like
Exons: 5
Coding region: 48-1970 (640 amino acids)
Molecular function (GO): RNA binding
Source: RefSeq, a predicted model, not a curated record